This is a messenger RNA of Dicentrarchus labrax (European seabass), 507 nucleotides long. RefSeq lists its product as uncharacterized. The transcript has 4 exons. The coding region runs from base 1 to 507 and encodes 168 amino acids. Lineage: Eukaryota; Metazoa; Chordata; Actinopteri; Moronidae. Gene Ontology annotation, cellular component: nucleoplasm. The record is from RefSeq and is a predicted model, not a curated record.
AUGCGGACGCGGGCCAAUAAGAAUGGCGGUGUGGGGAUGGAUACACUGCAGUCGGCGGCCGUCAGCGGCACCAGUGGUGUGUCCAUGGCCCCUACUGCACAGCUGGUGGACAAAAGAAAAUCACACAAGUUGGAGAUGUGUAAGCAGAAGAUAGAGUUGCAAAAGGAGAAGAUUGAUGAACUUAUCAAAGAGAGAGACUACCUAAAAGAACAGUUGGCAUCAGCUCUUAAAAAAAGGGAACAGGAUACCCAGGCAAUCUGCUUGCCUUCAUCUUCCUCUUGUGACAGCUCAGAGGAAGAUUCCUCUGAUACUGUGUCUGCCUCCUCCUCUACUGCAUCCUCAUCAGAGGACAAGAAAAAGAAAAGGAGGAAGAAGAAGGGGAAAGAGACAAAGUCCAGAAAGUCAAAGAAAAUGGAACCAAAGACACGUAAAAGAGUCUCAAAACCGGAUCAGGCUGUAUCCCGGUACAAUUGCAGAGCUGUUCAUUGCUGCACCCAGCAAAUAUAA